AUGAUUUGGCUUGUGGCUUUCCUGUCCUGCAUAGGACUGAUUUGUGCUGAAACACCCAUCAACCACAAUGUGCAAAAUCAGAGGGUCAUAGGAGGCCACGAUGCUGCACCCAACACCUGGAAAUGGCAGGUUUCUCUCCAGCAUGAUUCAUACAAUGAUGGUUAUUUCUACCACAUCUGUGGAGGUACUAUCAUUGAUGGUUUCCACAUUAUGACUGCAGCUCACUGCAUCCUCAGCAUGGACCCUAGUGAGUACCGUGUGGUGGCGGGUGAAUAUAAUCUGUACGAGUACGAUUUCAGUGAGCAGUUCAUCGGUGUGGACAGGAUUGUCAUCCAUCCUGAAUGGAACGGAGACCUUGGCAAAGGUAAUGACAUUGCCAUCAUGAGACUGGCUGAGCCUGUGUAUGACAACGGCUAUGUGGCUAUCGCCAGCCUCCCCGCUCCUGGCCAGAUGCUGCCUCAUGGCUUCACCUGCUACAUCACCGGCUGGGGACUUAUGGACUAUGUAGGGAGCGUCCCUGACAUUCUCCAGGUGGCUGCCAUCCCUGUGGUGGAGCAUUCAGUCUGCUCCCAGCCCGACUGGUGGGGCAGCAUUGCUCUGAAAACCAUGGUGUGUGCAGGAGGGGAUGGAGUCAUUUCAGGCUGCCAGGGCGACUCUGGAGGUCCCCUGAACUGUUACACCGAUGGAGCUUGGAGAGUCCAUGGUGUUGUCAGUUACGGUCCAUCUGGCAUGUGCAACCAAGUGAAAAAGCCCACUGUCUUCACCAGAGUCUCUUCCUUCCAAGACUGGAUGUUUUCAGUAAGACUUCUUUUACCUCCAUGA
Chelmon rostratus (copperband butterflyfish) is the source of this 822-nucleotide messenger RNA. RefSeq names its product chymotrypsin-like elastase family member 2A. Bases 1 to 822 code for a protein of 273 amino acids. NCBI's taxonomy places the organism in Eukaryota, Metazoa, Chordata, Actinopteri, Chaetodontiformes, Chaetodontidae. Gene Ontology annotation, molecular function: serine-type endopeptidase activity. Gene Ontology annotation, biological process: proteolysis. The transcript has 7 exons. The record is from RefSeq and is a predicted model, not a curated record.